AAAACACACAUGCCGUUUUUGUGAUAUAUCACCCCUCUGUCCCUCUCUUCUCCUUUUCUUUUUCAUAUCACAAAUAUAACACUCACCCUUCUCUUUUUCAAACACACCUUUCUCUCUCUCUCUCUCUCUCCUCACAGUCACACACAGCUAUGUCCUCGCCAUGGUUCGCCGAUCUGGCACCCGGCUUCGUCCCCUCCCAACUCGCAGACAAGUUCGACGAGUUGGAUGUUGGCGAAGAAGAGAAAGGCAGCGUGCCCGUGGAGGCGGAAGGGGUGGACAUUCCGCCGCCGGUGACGUCAUUUCAGGAGAUGAGAUUCUCGGCCAAGUCCUUGAACGACAACAUACGGCGCUGUAACUACGUGAAGCCGACCCCUAUCCAGAGCCACGCCAUUCCGGUCGCCAUGAUCGGUAGGGAUUUGAUGGCGUGUGCUCAGACGGGAUCUGGGAAGACUGCCGCCUUCUGUUUCCCUAUUAUCAACGCUAUUGUGGUUGAUAAGAUGCGGAUAACUAUACGCCGUAUUUCCGCCGGCCCUACGGCUUUCCCUGUCGCGCUGAUUCUGGCUCCCACUAGGGAGCUGUCCUGUCAGAUUUAUGAGGAGGCCAAAAAGUUUUCGUAUCAAACUGGAGUGAAAGUGGUGGUUGCUUAUGGUGGAGCUCCUAUUUUUCAACAGUUGCAAAAUCUGGCAAGGGGUGUGGACAUCUUGGUUGCUACUCCAGGCCGACUUGUAGACCUGAUCGAAAGAAGGCGAGUGUCCCUUAAGAAUGUCAAGUAUUUGGCAUUGGAUGAAGCUGACAGGAUGCUCGAUAUGGGCUUUGAACGUCAAGUGCGCAGGAUUGUUCAGCAGUCGGGGAUGCCUCCACCAGGUGCAAGGCAGACUAUGCUUUUCAGUGCAACAUUUCCAGCUGAAAUUAAGAGGCUUGCAUCAGAUUUUCUAUCCAACUACAUAUUUCUAGCUGCUGGAAAGGUUGGUUCUAGCACCACUCUCAUUGUUCAAAGAGUUGAAUAUGUCCCUGACAUGAAGAAACGAGAGUAUCUGAUUAAUCUUCUCACUUCCGAAAUCACUGAGGGUGCUGGUUUGACACUGAUCUUUGUAGAGACGAAGAGAGGAGCAGAUGCACUGGAACGCUGGUUGUGCAGGCAAGGUUACCUCUCCGCUGCUAUUCAUGGCGACAAGGUGCAAGUGGAGAGAGAGCGGGCAUUGAGAUCAUUUAGACAGGGCUACACUCCGAUCCUCAUAGCAACAAACGUUGCUGCACGCGGAUUGGACAUUCCUCACGUAGCUCAUGUCAUAAACUUCGACUUGCCUAGAGCCAUUGGCGACUAUGUUCACAGGAUAGGACGGACUGGCCGUGCAGGCAAAUCUGGUCUUGCAACAGCCUUCUUUAAUGACAAGAACUUGCCCAUUGCAAAAGGGCUUGUUGAAUUGAUGCAAGAAGCUAGCCAGCAAGUCCCCACUUGGCUCACUGAAUAUGCCCAGAGAUCUUGUGAGGGCAGCAAUCGGUCAUCCAACCAUGACUAUUACAGAAACAACGGCUUUGUGGAUGACAACUGUAGCCAAUAUGGCACUUCUAUGGAAGCGCCAUACGAUGAUCAUUUUGCCUCUUCAUCAGGUGGGGCAACCACAUUGAAUUCACCAUAUGCUGCUGAUUCGUAUGGUGGGGUGACUGCCUGCGGCUGGGAUUAUUAAAUUCCCUCACUGCUUCCCCUGUUUUGAUGAACUUCAUAUUAACAUAAUUAAGUAGAUGCAUAGAUGCUCAAGUCUAGAUUCCCUGAGAAUUCUUGAAUGUUUUGACGUGAUUUUUGAAUCAAACUGUGUAGGAGUGCUACUUACUAUGUUAUGGUUUUUGAGGCAAUGGCAGGGAAGUGUCUUUAUCCGAUUA
Salvia splendens (bonfire salvia) is the source of this 1881-nucleotide messenger RNA. RefSeq names its product DEAD-box ATP-dependent RNA helicase 52C. The transcript has 6 exons. Gene Ontology annotation, molecular function: nucleic acid binding; RNA helicase activity; ATP binding. Lineage: Eukaryota; Viridiplantae; Streptophyta; Magnoliopsida; Lamiales; Lamiaceae. The coding region runs from base 150 to 1688 and encodes 512 amino acids. The record is from RefSeq and is a predicted model, not a curated record.